AUGUCGCAGCCGUCGGAUGCGCAAAGCCUAAUCGCCAAGAUUCUUGCAGCUCCUGUUGAAGAAGUAUCAGAUAGAGAAGUGCACCAAUAUUACUAUCGUUUCGAUGAAGGUCAAUGGGUCAAAGAUUUCGGUAAAAAAACAGCAGAAAGCGUGUUAUCAGUGCAGAGAUUACGCCUGAUCACCUGGAAUAUAGAUGUACUCUCGCCUGGUGGCGAGCCGCGAAUGGCGGCUGCGUUAGCUCAUCUUGAAGAGCUUGUAUCCAACAAAUCUCGCAAUUGUGAACCAGUGGUCAUAUUUCUCCAGGAGAUGAACGAGUCGGAUCUGAACCAGAUUCAAGCUGCACCGUGGGUGCAAAAACGAUUCUACAUCACCGACAUUGACACGGGAUACUGGCGGAAACCGAACUUUGGUCCAGUUUACGGAACGACAACAUUGGUAGACAGGAGUCUUGUUAUUAACUUCCGGCCAUUCAGAGUGCAGCUUCCUAGUCGUUUCUCAAGAGAUGCUCUCUUCGUUGAUCUCAAAGUACGAAGCGGUAACGAGGGCCUGCUCAGAUUAUGCAACGUCCAUCUUGAAUCGCUGGUAGCGGAACCGCCGGUUCGGCCGUUGCAGGUCGCAAAAGCUGCAAAAUAUAUGAAAACAUCAAAUGUAUACGCGUCAAUCUUAGCUGGCGACCUAAAUGCCAUCGAACCAUUUGAUAGGAUGUUGCACUCGGAUCAUGGCUUGAAGGACGCGUACCUUGAGUUAGGUGGCAAAGAGGACCAUGGAGACGGUUACACGUGGGGCCAGCAGGCGCCGAAGGAAUUGAGGGAGCGGUUUGGAUGUAGUAGAAUGGACAAAGCCUUCUACUGUGGAAACGUGGAAGCGAAGUCUUUAGAGAGAAUCGGCGAAGGUGUUGAGGUGCAAGAUGACAAUGCAAGACAGGCAAUAAGGGAUGCUGGAGGAGAAUUAUUUGCAAGCGAUCACUUGGGACUCUCCAUAUUGUUUGAGAUCGUGUAA
This is a messenger RNA of Verruconis gallopava, 999 nucleotides long. RefSeq lists its product as uncharacterized. Gene Ontology annotation, biological process: double-strand break repair. The coding region runs from base 1 to 999 and encodes 332 amino acids. Gene Ontology annotation, cellular component: cytoplasm; PML body. The transcript has a single exon. The record is from RefSeq and is a predicted model, not a curated record. Gene Ontology annotation, molecular function: single-stranded DNA binding; 5'-tyrosyl-DNA phosphodiesterase activity. NCBI's taxonomy places the organism in Eukaryota, Fungi, Ascomycota, Dothideomycetes, Venturiales, Sympoventuriaceae.